Messenger RNA from Trichoplusia ni (cabbage looper), 603 nucleotides. It is a transcript of the gene ND-B14.5B, whose product is annotated as NADH dehydrogenase [ubiquinone] 1 subunit C2. The record is from RefSeq and is a predicted model, not a curated record. Gene Ontology annotation, biological process: mitochondrial electron transport, NADH to ubiquinone. Lineage: Eukaryota; Metazoa; Arthropoda; Insecta; Lepidoptera; Noctuidae. Bases 69 to 422 code for a protein of 117 amino acids. The transcript has 3 exons. Gene Ontology annotation, cellular component: mitochondrial inner membrane.
AACGUCAAUAGAACAUUUGCUACUCUUUUGACUUUUCUAAUUUGUAUUGUGCUCGACAUUUCAUCAAAAUGUCUUCGCAAAUGACGGCAAUUGAACUUCUUGAAUUAGGAGACGAGGGACGAAAGAGGCCUUUGCUAAAUCAACACUGGCCCAGUAUAAUAGGAUCUAUAUUUGGAGUAUGUACUGGGAUAUUCAUUAACUUCCAAACACGACGACCCGUCUUCAGUGGGAUUCACCAACACGUCAUCCUAUCCGCCGGCUUUGUAACAGCUCUAACCUUACUAAACAACAAGCGUGACGCAUAUUUUGCUGAAAAAGACGCCGUUUACAGACACUACAUUGAAUUACAUCCUGAGGAAUUCGAAGAACCAGAGCCCAAGAAGAUUGGAGACCUUUUAGAGCCAUGGAUCCCAAUUCGUUAAAUUUGCUAGACAUACUAAUUUAGUUUAUAUUAAUUAGAAAAUGUUAAUGAAACAACAAACAUUUGUUUUAAUAAAUAAUUUAUGCCUGAGAAACAUUGUUUUACAGUAAUAUUGUACUGUAGGAACAUUAGCAUUGAUGUUGUAAAAUUCAAUAAAUAAAACAAAUCCUACUGUGGUUCAA